UUGCAGAACAGCUCAGCGGUGCCAGUGAGCUUCAGGGUGAUGCUCGCUAGUCUCUCUCCCUUCAGACCUCAGGGUGGAGCUGACCGGGUGGCCUUUCUGCUAGACAGAUAUGCAAACUCCCAUGUCCACCCUGCUGUGGGGACUCAGAACUACAGUGGGUUGAGUGUGUUCAGUGUGGUGCCAGUAGAGGGCAGCAUUCCUCCAGGGCAGAGCCAAGAAUUCACGGUCACUUUUCAGCCUGACCACCCGUCUGUCAACUACUCUGACAAACUCACCAUAGAGCUCAUGAAUAAGAGUAAAGUGUGUGUGAUGGAGCUGAAGGGUGCAGCAUCUUCACAUAGCAUGUAUCUGUGUGGCGGAGACCCGCUGACAGCGCCUGUUGAAUCCCUGCUCCCCCCAGUCAUAACCAGUGAACCUCAGCUCACAGGUGGCAUGAUUCAAUUUCACUGUUUUCUCUCCAAUAUGCUCUUAAAUACUGGGAAAAUCUUACACUGACACUGUAAAGAUGACUAAUAUCUUGCAUACACUUUUUGUGAUUUACGCGAGCAAGGCCAGCGUAUGUGAU
This is a messenger RNA of Neolamprologus brichardi, 565 nucleotides long. The record is from RefSeq and is a predicted model, not a curated record. Lineage: Eukaryota; Metazoa; Chordata; Actinopteri; Cichliformes; Cichlidae.